GGUGACCACAUCUUAUGCCCAUUGUUUAACCACGUGUUUGGUAGGUUUUGUUGACAGUUCAACGGCCUAGCGAUGGGAAGGCGCAUUCUCAUCUGAAUUCCAAUCUUACUUAUUUAUCUUAAAACGGAAUCUGCGAUGUAGGACUUGCUAUGUCAAUUCUAAAAGGGAGAAAAUCCCUGGAAAGGGUGCAGUCUGUGCAUUUUGCUACAGUCUCUGCCUCUGCCUUGACCGCUAUUGAAGAGAAGAGUGAAAAUGAUGAUCUAUCCCACUCGUCAUCGGAGGCCAUCCAAGGGAUAGAAGAAAAUGAUAAACCUGGUGAUCGUGAGGAUAUUCUGGUAUCGGAGAAAAUUUCACCGACAGUGAUUGUAACACCUGACCAGGAAGAUGUGGAAGGUAACUCUCAAAACAUAAAGGUAUCAAGUACAGAGAAUAGCAGCAAUGUUAAUUACAGGAAAUGUGCUCCAGAAAAGUUCGGAGCAGUUGCAGCGGAUUAAAAGUAACCUUGGCAGUACGUCAGCCUCAGAACUUAGCACGGCUACAUCCAUGGAAACCGAUAUGAACAGAGGAAAGAAGUCUGGCAAGAAAACCAAGAGCAGAAAGUCAAACGUCAAUAGUACAAGGAGACGAUCCAGUGAAUCCGAGAGUAAGAAACCACCCAAGCAGAUGAAAGCAGAAAAAAUUACCAAGACUACAAAUAAAGGGACUGCAACUGAGACAUCCAAGGUUGUUCAGACUGAGGUCAAGAUCAUCUCAUCUUUCAAGGCAAAUAUGACACCUACACCAACCUCAUUUGAUUCAGUAAGUAAUUUACCACAGCGAAGAAAAAACAGGAUGGAGGAUUUAAUACAAAGUUAUGGAGACCCCGAUCAACGUUCACCAGAUAUUUCUUCAGCUUCUCCUAUGUCACCACAUCUUCUGCACUCCUCUCCUCCAAAUGCACUCAUCCAACGGUUUGGAAAUGUGUAUCGUGCAUCAAGGAUGUGGGAUAAGGGUGAAGAUAAUGCAUGGGAGAGAAGGCAAGUGCAUGGUUCCGACUCGGAUCAGUCACAGCAUUCCAGUACAACAGUGUCCGAUUCUGAGGCUGAUGAAUUCUCCCUAGCUAAAGUGCCUAUGAGGAAAACAAAAAGUGAUCUGUAUUCUUCAAAUGUCAUCAACGUUCUCUACAACUUGGAAGUCCUGAAGAAAAAGCGAAAGAAAAAAAAAAUUCGUGAUCAAGUCAAAUCUAUCAAAGGGAGAGUAUACCAGGCCCUGAAAAAUAUGGACAUGCAUUUGGAUUCUUCUGACGAAGAGGAAGAGGCAAACAUGAGGCUGCCAUCUAUCUUCCCAGCUGUUGUCAAGAGAGAAGAGGAGAAAAGACGAUCCAAAAUUUUAGAGGGAACCAUUCGUUACGUUGGUAAAUGUAACCAUAGAUACCAAAUCAUCAGCGAGGUCAAUGAUUGGAUCUCCGAUCCAAGUAGUCUGGCUGACAGCAUGGUUCCUGAUGAAGAAAUGGAAAAUGCUCUUGUGGAAUAUGAGGACAUCCAUCAAAAUGUCUUGGAAAUACUGGACCAGUUCAGCGAUACCAGUGACAAAGUGGUCCAGUUAGGUGGUCAGCUGCUGAAGGAGGCCAGUAACAUCAUCAAGGAGAAUGAACUGCAAGCAAAAAAGAUGCAAGCGAAAACGUCAGACUUCAAUAUAGUAUAUGAUGAGCGAGCUCUCCUUUCUGACCCAGUGAAGUGGGACAAUGCAGUUAAAAUGGUUCUACAGACCCUCAAUGAUGCUGUCAAGUGGACAAAGAAUGCUAAUCACAAGCACUUGUAUGGAAAGUGUUCAAAACAAUUCAGGAACAUUUCAGUCGCCAUGUCCAAGAAAGAAUUAGAGCUGAAAGAGAAACGCAAAUCUGUUGAGGAUCUGAAGACGAAAAUGAAUAUGGCAAAGGCUGCUGCCGAGAAACAAAUCAAAGAAAUGGACGAGAUCAAGAAGGUGGUUCGCCGUAUGUCUGUUGAUGUGGAAGAGAAGAAAAACCUUCUGGCUCAGUACGAGGAGAAGAAUAAAACUCUGAUGCGGAAACUUCAGCAAUACGAAUCCCAGAUGAAGACCCUGCAGGCAGAGAUAGAGACAAGAAUCGUGGAGAAAACGGUGACAGUCACCCAGGAGGUAGAGGCUGCUGUUAACAAGAAAUUGAAAAAACCUCCACCUGCCCCAGAGGUCAUCAAAGUGGUUGACUCCUCCACUCAGUUGAAGUUGGAUGAAACAGAGGUCAAGCUAAAGGAAGCACUGGACAGAAUUGAAAUACUGAGAGAGAAACUGAGAGAACUGGACAGACAAUGGAAGCACGAGCAAGAGAAAGUGAGGAUAUUACGGUCGGACCUAGAGAAGGCUGAACGUGCGGCAGAGGAAGCUAUGGAGGCCAUGCCAGAAACCAUUAACAUUAUCGAAAUGCCUGUUGAGGUCCAGCAACAAGAUGUGGAGAAGGAUUCUGCCUAUUACAAGACGCUGCUGUCGGGAAUGAAGAAUGAGUUUAACACAGAGAUCGAAAAGCUCAAAGGCUUCCUGAAAAAAGAACGGUCAAGGAACAUUGCCGCUGUUCGGCGAGUCGAGAACAAUCACAAAGACCAUCUUCAUGCCAUACAGAAAGACACGCUGAGGGUGCUACGUGCCAUCAUACACUUCCGUGAUCAUGUUAUCAACAUUCUGGAGAAGGAAAAUCUGAAAGAGCCUGCUUUCGCUCUCACACAGUUGCCUACUCUUAUCCCAGAGAAGCUUGUUCCUGACCCGCGUGAAAUGCUGGCCUUGUUGGUAGGGAAUGUUGUGGAAUACAUGCACAAAAUGGAGCUAACAUUGGCAAAUGCGUUUCUGGCAAUGCGGAUGGUGGUGAAGGGAGCUAUCGAGGCUCAGAAGGAAUUCGCUCAGCAGCAGCAACUUAUGAAGCCACGGUCUGUCGAUCGUCUCAAGGACGAGGAGUCAAAGGCUCGAGUCAAACAUGUACAGACAGCCAAGAUGGAGACAACCCGUUUGUCACACAGACUGAAAAAGGCCAAGGAACGGCUACAGAAGUUUGAGGAAAUCUCUGAUCUUUCUUCAUCAGACAAGAAGUAUCUUGCAUUGUUGGAACGAUACAGAAUGGUUUGGAAGAUGUACAACCGACUCCAAAAGGAUAUGGAUGUUCUUCAGUCAGAUUUCCAGACUUCUUUGGAAGACCAAAUCAAGGAAAGAGAAGAUUUCAUGGUGACUUCAAUAAGAAUGGAUCUUAAAGAGAGUAAGAAAACCAAUGAAGCCCAAUUGAAGAUGACCAUUGGUGACCAAAAGAGGAAUCUGGACAUUUUACAGAAGGCAUUCGAGGAUAAUAAAAUCUCCAAGGAUCUAUAUGCAAUGGCAGUGUCGCUAAUUAAGAAGGCAAUGGUUGUCCCACAGAAGCGGCUCCGUUACCUUGUGGAGCAGUAUAUAGCUUUUCAGACUGUCAAAGAAACUAGGAACCGCGUAAAAGUGAUUCUGAGCGACGAACACUUGGGCAUGGAAAUGAGGAAAGACAUCAUAAGCUACAUGAAACGGAUUGAUGAGAAGUUUCACAUGAGUAUGACUAUGUGGCAUGAACAGAUGGCCACCCUGGAGAAGGAACGAAGAAAUCUCUUCAAAUCUAUCUGGAGAGUAUUUACGGAUGUUGUCACGGAGACUGGGCUGUUGCUGGUGCACCCUCUCCUGAAGGGGGAUGACGAGAACUCUGUCUACGCCCGUCUCACAGGAGCUCUUAACAGGGACCAACUCCGACGAAUGCUCGCAAAGCGAAAGACCGCUCGAGGAUUUAACCAAAUGCCCAAGUCUAUCAAUGGCUACAAUGCUCUCAACUCGUACAAAAUACACAAGACGUGGCAGACAAAGCUGAAUUUGUUCAACAAGGAUUCGGAUAUUAUCGUGACCACCCCUCAUGUAGUUGAAUAUGACGUCAACAAGCCCUUGAUGAGUGCUAAAAGAAAACUGAUGGAGAAACGCGGAUCUUUCCCACUGGCUACAAGUCAGAAUUAUUUCAUCACCAAAGAGAUGCAGAUACAGGAAUCUUAACAGGUCUGAGGGACACCGCUGCUUGUCUCAGAUCGUAAUCAGAAUCUUGGUUUCCUUCCUUCCAAACCGAUACUGAUGGACGUCGAUACUCACCACUGUUGCCAUGUAACUAUUCCUGCCUGCGCCAAACAAUAUAGAUGAAUCAACACCACUGCUGAUAUCAGAGUAUCGUUUUACAAGUGCAAUAAAAAUAAAGAGCAGCUUU
This is a messenger RNA of Pecten maximus, 4243 nucleotides long. RefSeq names its product paramyosin-like. The record is from RefSeq and is a predicted model, not a curated record. The transcript has 29 exons. NCBI's taxonomy places the organism in Eukaryota, Metazoa, Mollusca, Bivalvia, Pectinida, Pectinidae. The coding region runs from base 439 to 4038 and encodes 1199 amino acids.